Messenger RNA from Dovyalis caffra, 181 nucleotides. The record is from the annotation of a GenBank genome assembly. NCBI's taxonomy places the organism in Eukaryota, Viridiplantae, Streptophyta, Magnoliopsida, Malpighiales, Salicaceae.
ACCCAAAGUCUCUAAGAACCAACUACCCGGACAGGACAAGAAAAAUCCCACCACCAGAAGCCGAAAAGCAUUUAAUGACAAUCCAAACCAAAUCGACAGCAUCGUCGUCAAAAGAUUAGAUCGCAUGGAACAACAACUUCGGUCUAGGAAGCUGGCUAUGGAACAACAACUUCUAGACUUU